AUGGAUACUUUGGUGAAUGACGGGAACACUUACAAAAAACUUAAGAACGAUCCAUCAAAGAAAUUACAACAUAACCUAAAUAAAAAACUUUGGCCGUUACAUUUAGCAAACAUUAUAAAGAAACCUUUGUACUCAAAACUUUGCUGUUCGGUUGCGCAAGCUCCAAAACUGUAUGGUUUGCCUAAAAUUCACAAGGAGAAUACACCUAUGAGACCAAUCGUGUCGUUUUGUUCAUCACCAACAUAUGAACUUUCAAAAUAUCUUGCACGCAUUUUGAAGCCUUUAAUAGAGCGCUCGGAACACCGCCUCGUGAAUUCCGCAGAUUUCAUGACGAAAAUUCAAGUGGAGACGAUCAGUGCCACUCAUGAACUGGUCACCUUUGAUGUUAAGUCUUUAUUCACAAGUAUUUCAUUAAAACUAGCAAUUGAGUGCAUGGAAGAGUCCUUAGCUAAUUAUGAUGAUGAACUUCCAAUCCGGAAGGAAGAGAGAUCAUAG
Paramuricea clavata is the source of this 495-nucleotide messenger RNA. The record is from the annotation of a GenBank genome assembly. Lineage: Eukaryota; Metazoa; Cnidaria; Anthozoa; Malacalcyonacea; Plexauridae.